AUGCCUUAUAAUCAUAUUUUGCCUGCAAAUCCAACCUCAAAAUCUGGCGAUUAUGGCGGAGACUUCUAUGUGAACAAUGGUAAAAUAAUUCAUUUAAUUCAAAAAUUCAACCUAUUCCAAUCUAAUGUGAGAAACUUACAACAAGGAUGUAACACCUAUAAAAAUUCAUUAGAUUUACAUCUUCUCAACACAAUAAUGCUUUUUGAUACAUUCCGUAACGUUUUCAAAGAACUAGAAGAUACAUCACUACAGCCACCAUUACAUCAACAAGAGAUGAAUGCAAAUAAGAAACGAACUUCGCUUAUUUCAGAAAUUACAUAUUCUUUGAAAGAUAUUUCAGACAGAGUUAAUCGUGAAUUCCUUUAUUUCGAAAAAACUGUCAUAAAGUCGUUAAAUGAUUUACUUCAUCUUUGCCAUCAAAUUAAUAAUAGAAUCGCAAGAAGAAGACAAUAUUGUAACAAAUUAAAUAAGUUUUGGAAAAAAAGAACACAAUGCAAUGAAACAUUACAGAGGCAAGAAAAAAAUCGUUCUAGAAGCUUUGAAAAAUAUAAGAGACGAAAAUUUCAAUGUGAGAGAUUUAUGAGGGACCUUACAUGUGAUCUAGAAAAAGAUGAUAAAUUCUUAGAACAACAAAUAUCGUUUUUCCUUCAAUUAAGUUCUGAAUUCUUUGAAACGUGGUUUAGUAAUUAUUUNUUUACCGUUUUCAGAAUAACAUCUAUAUUACAUUUCCGUCAAUGGAAGACUCCACAUUUGAAUAACGUCAUAGAUCUUGAUGAUUCCUCGCCGAACAAUGAAAGUAAGGAGUAUUUAAAUUCACCUAUUUCCAAUAAACAAGUAUUGAAAACUUUUCAUCAAAAUUACGAUUUAAUUCUUAGUGAAGUAGAAAAUUUUGAAAUAACAGAUUAUUUGAAUUUCAUAUGA
This is a messenger RNA of Naumovozyma dairenensis CBS 421, 921 nucleotides long. RefSeq lists its product as uncharacterized. The record is from RefSeq and is a predicted model, not a curated record. The transcript has a single exon. The coding region runs from base 1 to 921 and encodes 306 amino acids. Lineage: Eukaryota; Fungi; Ascomycota; Saccharomycetes; Saccharomycetales; Saccharomycetaceae.